GCUACGAUUCGUUUUCACGCUCACGCUAUUGCCGCCCGCCAGAGUUUGUUGCUUUCGGUGUUCAUCAUCACGUCAUAUGUUUAUCCACACUGUGCCAGCUGUGCAAUGUCAACAACAUGCUUUGAAAGAAUAAGUUUUGACGUGGCAUAGCGUAUUUGAAAAAUCAAUCCAUAAUGUGCAGAGAAGGACCAUUAUAACCUGGAAUAUGGAACUGCUGUCUCAUUUAUGGUGUGCACUUAGUGCUGCAGUUUUAGCCGGAAUUAUUUUAGUAUUGUUGCUCUCUGUGAUACUAAAAGUGGUAUCCUUUCCUUACCCCAUCAUUGAUCGGUCUUCAGAAGAGAAGACUUUUUGUGAUGAAAAUUCAGUACAGCAGAAUUUUCCUGAUCUUGAAGAUACAUGGAAUAUUCAUCUUAGUGUUGUAGUGCCAGCCUACAAUGAAGAAACGCGACUUCCACCAAUGCUUGAUGAAUGUUUGGACUUCCUUGAAAAACGAAACGGAAGUUUCAAGUAUGAAAUUAUAGUUGUUAGUGAUGGAAGUACUGAUAACACUGUUUCUGUUGCAUCGCAAUACACUAAAAAAUUUGGAUCAGAGAAAGUCCGAGUAUUAAAGCUUGUUAAAAAUAGGGGUAAAGGAGGUGCAGUACGGUUGGGUGUUCUAAGCUCCCGAGGAGCUGUUAUACUUUUUGCUGAUGCUGAUGGUGCUACAAAGUUUUCAGAACUUGAAAAACUUGAAACGAGCCUCCAGAAGUUGACUGGAGGUGACUACACAAAAGAACCAGAUGGUGUUGAAGGUAGAAUAGCUGUAGUAUGUGGAUCACGUGCACACUUGGAGGAGGAGGCCAUUGCUACCCGGUCCAUGUUUCGCACGUUACUGAUGCAUGGAUUUCAUUUUCUUGUCUGGCUGUUUGCUGUGAGAGGGAUUCGUGAUACACAAUGUGGAUUUAAACUGUUUACCCGUGAAACUGCCAGAGUGUGUUUUCACAACAUGCAUGUUGAGCGUUGGGCAUUUGAUGUGGAGCUUUUGUACAUUGCCCAGAAGCUGAAAAUUCCUAUUGCAGAAGUAGCAGUUGACUGGACUGAGAUUGAAGGCUCAAAGAUUGUUCCAGUUUGGAGCUGGCUGCAGAUGGGAAAGGAUUUACUCCUUAUCUGGUUUCGAUACCAUAUAGGAGCAUGGAAGCUGAGGAAGAAAUCUGCUUAGCAGUGUGAUUUAAUGGCUGUACCAUGUAGGUACCUGGUGCUGUGUGAAAAGAUUGAUUCAUUUGUUCGCUGUAGAAACCAAAGCAAACAUUCCAUGGGAAAUAUCUCAGUGGUAUUUUGUACUGAUAUUUUUUGUAAGAAGCUGAUACUUGUGACAUACAUAUUGUUAAUGCUUUUAUUUUUUGUUUCACACGUACAUUUCAACAGACAGAAAUAAAAGAUAAAAUUUUCAACUA
Schistocerca piceifrons (Central American locust) is the source of this 1433-nucleotide messenger RNA. It is a transcript of the gene wol, whose product is annotated as dolichyl-phosphate beta-glucosyltransferase. The coding region runs from base 206 to 1198 and encodes 330 amino acids. The transcript is spliced from 7 exons. The record is from RefSeq and is a predicted model, not a curated record. Gene Ontology annotation, cellular component: endoplasmic reticulum membrane. NCBI's taxonomy places the organism in Eukaryota, Metazoa, Arthropoda, Insecta, Orthoptera, Acrididae.